AUGGCAGCCGCAAAGAGAAAAGACCGUGACGAGGGAGGCAGCCCACCCUCCAGCGAAGAGGGAAAGAAGCUCAAGAUGGAAGAUGAGGACCCGAGCCCACCAACACUCCAGUCCAUGCCGGGCAAGAUGGAGGGCCCCGACGAUACCUUCAUUGUAGGCCUGUUUAGCCCGCUCUUCUACGACAUCCUAAGUUUCUCCAUCAACUUCUUUCAGGGUGCCCCCUAUGUUCUUCCUCGCAAGAAUGAGCAGAAGGAGUUCGUGCAGACCUUGGCCGGCAGCGACGCCAAGCUGUACCUGGCAAGCAGACACACAGGAGCGAAGGAGAAGAUCGUACAGGCCAUGAUCUGGAACAAGCUGGUCGAGUCGCUGCUCAGUGUGCCUCUGAAGGCAUUCAUCCAAUUCCCAGAGGCAACAAUGAAGAUGUUCAUAACUGAUGCCCCCGGAUUCUACAUGUGGCGCACCAUGACAGCCCAACUCAUGCAGAAGAGCUACAAGGGACCUCUCUCGUGGGGCAAGGAUGGCCCCCGACGCAAGGAUUUCGUCGAUGAGACUACCGACCUGCUUUCCAACCUUUCUGUCGUCAACAACCAGGAAGCAUUGAGAGAAAGACUUGAAGACAUUGCGCAAAAGGCCUAUGACCUUGCCACAGCUAUGGCUCGCAGCGGGGCCUACUGGGUUUGCACAAUGAAGGAUCCCGACGUCGCCAAGCUGCACGGAUUCCAAAUCAAGACGAGCCGCAUGGAGGACAUGGAAUUGUGGGACGAUGAAGAGGCGACCAAGAAGGUUGAUCUUGUGGUAGCUCCGAUGCUUCUGAAGUAUGGGAACAGCAGCGGCCAGAACUUCGACAAAUGUCAGGUGGUUGAGAAGGCGAAGGUGGUCAUGAAGCCCAAGAAAGACAGCCACUGA
This is a messenger RNA of Diaporthe batatas, 906 nucleotides long. RefSeq lists its product as uncharacterized. Bases 1 to 906 code for a protein of 301 amino acids. The record is from RefSeq and is a predicted model, not a curated record. Lineage: Eukaryota; Fungi; Ascomycota; Sordariomycetes; Diaporthales; Diaporthaceae. The transcript has 2 exons.